AUGGCUCAGUCAUCCCGCUCAUUACCGCUACCCGCGAAAAGUGAUCGACAGGAUUUUGAAUUGGAUCUCAGUCUUAUGGACAGUCUCGUUCCUAACAAGUUCCAAUCCGAUAACGCUGAUGCGACUAUUGAAGGUGUUAUGAGAGAUAUCAAGCACGCGCCGUUGCUAUCGGCCCCUGUGGUCGCUCAGCACGUGAAAGACUUGGUCCCGCAAUUCGGCUUCAUCGGUAAUCACCGGGACGAAGCGGGACAUGCCGUUAAGCUGUUCUACAACACCAAUGUGCCUUUGUCCGCAUUCAUAUGCGGUGUUCAAGGAAGUGGUAAGAGUCAUACUACAGCUUGCUUGCUCGAAAAUGCUUUGAUUCCAUCCAAGAACCUCGGCCGUUUGGAAGCGCCUGCUUCUGCAUUAGUCUUCAGCUAUGGAAGUUGGAGCACUGGCGGAGCAGGUUUCAGCGUCAGUGAAGCUGUGCAUCUGGCUCGUGCGCAGCCCGAAUAUCCUGGCCAAAACGAUCCCUCUCGUAACAUCCGCGUGAUUCCAUUCAGACUCAACGCCCGGGCUCUCGACAUCACCGGUUUGCGUGCACUGAUGGGUAUUGGAGAUAAGAGCCCCCCACUCUACAUGGGCCAGGUCGAAAUGGUACUCAUGAAAAUGUCAUCCGCGAGCAAAGAUGGACGACUCGACUACAAGUUGUUCACCAAAGAAGUUAAGCGGAUAGAUCUAAACGAUGCACAAUCGCAAGCCUUGAAACAACGUUUAGCGAUGCUUGAGUCCUUCCUCGAUCUGGACGGCAAGGCGGCGGAGCCAGAGUUUCUUCCAGGCGAGAUGAUUAUCAUGGAUCUGUCCGAUGCUUUCAUGUCAUCGAGCACAGCCUGUGUUCUCUUCAAGCUGGGCUUGGACCGCUUUCUGGAAUCUCCUGUCAAGAGUAAGAUGGUAGUGUUGGACGAAGCGCACAAGUACAUGUCCGAUAGUCCAGGAUCCAAAUUUCUCGCAGACAGUCUCGACCACACGAUCCGCUUCCAGCGGCACUUGGGUACCCGUAUGAUCAUUUCUACUCAAGAACCGACCGCGUCCACAGAUCUUAUUGCGCUUUGCAACAUGACCGUCAUUCAUCGCUUUACGAGCCCUACCUGGUAUGCCGCACUCAAGAGACAUGUCAGCGCCCUUGACAGCAACGACGACAAGGCUCUCAUGCAGCGGAUCGAGGGAUUGGAAACCGGAGAAGCGCUUGUGUACUGUCCGAGCACUGUACUCGCGAAGAAUGACGACGGAAGUUUAGAAAAGGCUACGGGCCAACUGCUUAAGAUCAACAUUCGGAAAAGGAUAACGGAAGACGGUGGCGAGUCGAUCAUGGCCGUGUGA
Molecule: messenger RNA, 1359 nt
Organism: Alternaria novae-zelandiae
Lineage: Eukaryota; Fungi; Ascomycota; Dothideomycetes; Pleosporales; Pleosporaceae
Exons: 3
Coding region: 1-1359 (452 amino acids)
Source: RefSeq, a predicted model, not a curated record